Messenger RNA from Cladocopium goreaui, 8433 nucleotides. Lineage: Eukaryota; Dinophyceae; Suessiales; Symbiodiniaceae. The record is from the annotation of a GenBank genome assembly.
AUGCGGAUCCUGCGGCGGAAGCCGCCCGACGCGCGGCCCGAGGAGAUGCUGGCACAGCAGCACUAUAGCGCUCCAGAGUUCAGAGCACGUGUGGCAGCCGCCAAGCUGAUGAACAUCCUUUGGGCCAAGGAGCCCUCGCAAGUGCAUCUGGACCAAAGCCUUUAUGGUGCUGCAUUCGUGUUGCCGCAGAUUGCGCGCUCCGCGGGUUGGCCCAAGGAGUUGCAGGUGUUGUGUUUGAAGACCUACGUGGUCUUGCUGUGCAACUACGUGGUGCAAUUUGCCAUUUUGUACUUCAUCGCCAAGGAGAAUGUUGUCUGGAAUCUCUUUUCCGGACAGAUGUUCUUGUGCGACUUUGGGAAAGACGCCGCGUCCUGCCCGGAUGGGCCCAACUGCAUCGGCCCGGGAGGGACGGUCUUCACCAAUUCCAGAUAUUAUGCCUGGAGUCAAUGGAGCGCGCGGACCUUUGCACGGGAUUCCAUGAAGGCACUCUUUCCAGACGAGCUGCCAGACAUUGCCAGAUAUGCAGAUCCUGGGGAAUACGGCCUUGAGAGCCACACAUGCCGGAUGGUCUGCUGCAUGCUCUUCGUGGUCACCGUGCUCAGCGAUUUGCUUGGAAGCUUCAACUUGGCCUGGUUGAUGAAUAGCAUCGAGAGCGAGGAUGGUCUGUGGAUCGAUUGGGAACCGCCCAAACAAAGCGCUUGGGCCAGCAAGGAGCAUGCCAAAGUGGUGAUGAACUGCGCGGAGACCCACUUUGUGCAACUGAAAAUCGCAGGCAUGCCUCUCCAUUGGAAAGUGCUGAAUUGGUUUCUGAUCUUGUUGCCAAAGCUGGCGCUUUGGAGGGUCACCACAGAAGCGGGCAUUGUGUUUCUCAUGGAGACACAAGGGAUCGAAGAUUUGGUGGUGAAUUCCGUGGCUUUAGCCUUUAUCUUGCAGAUCGAUGAGUUGCUCUGUUCCGAGCUGAUGAAUGUGAAAGUGCAACAGCUCCUGGCCAAGAUGAAUGUGCAAUUGACUGGUGAUGCUGCCUUCAUCAACGAAGUGGAGGGCCUCACUGAUCAAGAGCUCUUCGAGCGGAACCAGCAAGAGAUCACGGAGCCCUGGACUUUCCGAGAUCUUUGGAAGUUGGUUCCAGUGAAGCUGGUGCUGACGCUCUUUAUCACGUGGUUCUUCGUGAUGCGAUAUUACUGGCAGAAUUGCGUUCUGAGCGAGGCGGGUGGCCUGGUGUCGCAUGCCAUGGGACUUCCACGGAGCUCCAAGUUAUCACUCGCCAGCGCCUACCUCUCGGACCUCGAAGGGGUUAACACGUGCCACUUAUGCCAAUCUAGCGAUCGCCAAGCUGCCAAGAUCUGGGUGAAAGGCAUUUUGCCUGCUGGUCCCUCUCUCUGUUUGCUGGAUGUCCAGGUGUCAGCUGUGGGGCCGGUUGUCUUGGAAGUUGGUAGCCAGUCGGUGGUGGUUUCAGUGCCGGGGUGUCGCUUGUCCGAUGUCACAUGUGUGGUUGAAUUGUGUUCUGGACUUGGUGCCUUUUCCAGUGGACUUUCUCGACUUCAUCUGAAUGCUGUUGCAGGGGUGGACGAGAACCCGGUGUGGAAAUCCUUGUAUACCAAGCUUCAUGGGAAACAUGCUCAGUUCAUCCAUGGUGAUAUCCACUCGGGUGAUACCCUGAAAAGGCUUGUGGAUGAGAAGUACUUUCAUUGCAUAGUAGCAGCAGGGGUGCACUGUCAACCAUUCAGUCGUAUGGGGGAUGGCAAGGGAAUGUUGGAUAACAGGUCACAAUCUCUUCCCAAAGCACUUGCCACCAGUUGGAUUUUGCAAGCAGUGAUCGUCCUGUUGGAAUGCGUUCCGGGUGUGAUGUCUGAUGCUGGUUUUCAAGGGGUUCUUCGGCAAUUUGUCAGCCAGACUGGAUACAAGCUGACACAGGUGGUACUGCACCUUCAGGUGUCAGCCGAAGACCAGAAGCAGAUAGCUCUCAACCUGUAUGAGCUGAGCAAGUAUCAUGCUUAUGCCUUGGGGGGAAUCGCCAAACAAUAUGUGGAUUUGGAUGCCAAAGCUGCCACGGUUUUGCACUCCUUGGGCAAUCAGAUGUAUCACUGUGCAUGUGGAUGCCGUCCACCGUUGAGUGAAGAAAGGUUGAAACAAAGAGGGUUGGUCGGGGCCUUGUUGAAGUUGGGCACCAGUCAAGUCCAUUGCAACGUUGAAAUGGAACACUGUAGGUAUUGGCACCCUGAUGAAAUGUGGGUUCUUUUAGGAGGUAUGCCAGGGAUUGACUUUGGUCCGAACCUUCGACUUGCCAUGGCAGGGAUUGGUCAGUGUGUUGCACCCUUGAUGGCCUUGUGGGUUUUCUCGCAUGUCCGCCAGCACCUGGAUGAGUUUUUAGGAAUGCCGUCCUGCCAGCCACUUGACAUGCUCCGAGGGUAUGCAUCCGAAGUUUUGCAAGCUUGCAACAUCCGAUGGCCAAAGCAGCCUUCUGCGGUAGGUCCCGCCCUUGCUGAAGCAUCCGUUCCGUCUGAAUCUGAAACAGGGAUCCCACCCACAGUCCAGGAUCCCUCUGGUGUAGUCACAGUUCGCUGGGAUAAACUAGGGGUAAAUCAGCAGGUUGCUUUUACUGAGGGUGCCACUGUGCGUCAACUUCUGCAAGCUGAACAGGCCAUCCAGGACAUUCAGGGUAGUGUGGGGGUAACUGUUGCGGGAGUUGACAUGGACUUGGACUUGCCCCUCCAGCCGGGUUGGACUUUGGACUUUACCCUGGCCACAUCCCCAUCGGUGUCAGAUAGACCUGAAGCGGUUGCUGAUUGGAAUACCUAUGCAGUUUCCACCUUCCAUGCACUUGCCCAAGAACGACAGCAGUCGAUCAGCAAAGAGGCACGUCAGUUGAUUCUGGCUCAACAGGGGCCAAUUUGGGGUGAUGAUGAAGUGUUGGCUGGGUUGCAUAGCAUUGCAGCCCAAACAGGGGCCGACCAGUUUGUUCAUGUUUGGGACCCUCUGUUGGUUUCUGGUUUGGUGGUUGAUAGCCAAGCACGUACUUGGGUUGACUUGAUUGGGCGCCUUGGCCAAGUGGCAACUGUCAUUUCUGCUGUGGCGGUUGAGAACCAUUGGUUUCCGGUGGUAUGGAGGUUGGACGGUGAAUCUACCAGGUUGUUCACAUGUGGUGUCACUGCGGCUCAGUCAGGGGCUUUUGAUUUUCUUAGCAGCAUCGUUGGAGCUCAUCGAACUGGAGCUCAGCAGCCAUGGAAAAACACACCUCUUGGGUUUGUGCCUUCGGGUCACUGUGGUGCCCUUGCCUUGUUGUUUGUCCAGCAUCUGUUGUGGGGGGAACCUUUGGUUUACACUCAAGCCCAGGUUGAAGCAGCCUCUGAUCGUUUCAGGGAUGCAUUUGUUGCCAGUGACACGGUCAACUUUUUGCGCCCCCGUUUAGCAGCUCUUGGACUUGAUCCCAGUGGACUUUUGGGAGACUUGCUGCAGCAGCAUGGAGUAGCCAGGGAGGAGGUCGGUGAAAGGGUUGCACUUGUCAAAAAGACCCUUGGGGAGGACACCAUUGCCAAAGCCAUGGCAGCCAAUAACCCAUGGCAAGAGUUGAAGUGGCAUGCCAACCAGCUGCGACCUCCUAUGGUCUUGAUCAAACCUUCAGAGUUGCAAAGGACCAUUGACAAGCGGUCAGAGAGGGCAGUAGGAGCCAAGAAGCAUAAGCAUGGGAAAGGGAAGGGAAAAGGCAAAGCUGCUCCGCAGGCAGUCUUGGAUUCCACCAUGUUGCGUUUGGAACAGGGGGUUUUUCAAACUCCUCAGGGUCAGUCGCUUGGUCAAGUUGCCUUGUCCAGUCUGUCGGUCGCAGUAUCAGGGGUGGUUUUGACGACCUUGUCAGUGCCGUCCAGGGUUUUGCAGCUGAGAUGGUGCGGAUCCCCUUGGUUUGUGCGUCCAAUUCAGAGCCGUUGUUGGUCGAUGCAUGGUUGGUUCAAAUGGGAGCAGUGCGGGUUUGAACGAGUUCCAGCCAAAGUGGAAUUUGCAGUUCAGUCGAUUCCAACUUGCGUGGUGAAGGCCAUGGUCUAUAGGGAUUUGACUUCAGCUGACUGGGCAGACGUUGUUGCACACCCCCUGAAGCACAUUUUUGGACUUGUGCCGCCUUUGCAGGUUUGUCCGGAAAGUGACUGCCCAGGUUGUGAAUGUUGGCACCAGUCAGCACAAUACCCGCUUGAAGGACCAGUUGUCGAAGUGUGGAGCAAGCAAUGGCUUCGCCUGAACUUUGUAGCUAGCUCACCGCAACAAGCUGAAGUCUUUGUUGUCAAUUUGCGCAUUCCAGAGGUGUUGCAACACAUAGUCCAAGAGUUCAGUGGUUUCUCAGGGAUCUUUUUGGAGCCCAAGAGUGUUGACGGGCGCAAGCCGAGCGAUUUGUACCAAGUCAUUUGGUUUCCCAAAGCAUCCGUAGAACAGCUUACCAUGCAGAGGCAGACUAUCCCUGAGGUGUGCGGCUUAGCCAGACUGGGUCACAAGUUGGGUCUUCGCUGUAAAGCGGAGCAUGCUGCGGCUGUUUUUGCAAAGACCAAACCAGGUAUGACUUUCCUGCCGGCAGGAAAGAAGCAGGCAUGGCUUGUGGGACCUUUCCCAUACUUUGAUGUCAUCGGUGGCAGCGGCCUUGAAGGUUUGAUGUACAAGGUGCAGUCGGUGGAUGAUCCACCAGCCAAGGCCACCAAAGCUAUGGUUUCCAAAGAUGGCAUUGAUGAGCUACAGCUCAAUGACCCCUGGGCUCAGGGAAGCAUGAAACCUGCCCGUCCGCAGCAGUUUGCCAUUGGGAACCCAAUUGAGGACUUGGAGCAGCGGAUUGUCCAAGAAGUUUUGGCUCAGCUUCCGAAGCAAGCCAUGGAAGUCGACCUGGAUGACAGCAGUGCUGUACGGGUUCAGCAAUUGGAGAGGCAGGUUUCAGAAAUUCAGGCUCAGACGAGUCAGCUUAGCCAGGCCGUUCAGAAGCAUGCCACCGAGCAAGCAGGCCAUGUCCAGGAUCUGCAGCACCAAAUCAGCCACCAGGGAGCUCAUUUUGAGCAGGCGAUCAGCGCACAGGCCGCACAAUUGCAGUCCUUCCAGGACACCUUUCAUGAGCAGUUCAAGCAACAGGUCACACAUCAGCAGGUUCACCUGACUGCUGUAGCCAUUGAGUUUGAUCACUGGGCUGACCAUGCCGCAGUGAUUGCCAGUUUUCGAGCGUACUUCAAGCAGCUCCGUAGGUUGCAAGCCUUGAAACAACUUUUGGCUAGUGACACGGGUCCGAAUGCAAAGGGCACUAUCGUCGCCACCUGGAAGGUGUUGCCAGUGUCUUGCCCAGCAGCUGACCUUGUAGGGACCAUGUUUGAAGCUUUUCAUGCGUUUGUGGUGCAGUUUGAAUCUCAGUUGGCGCAGCAGAGGUACAGGUAUGCCAAACAGACGAGGUCAGAGAAACUUCAGUAUGUUUUUCAAGAUUGCCGAGCCGAUCCCCUGCCACAGGCGGACACCUUGUUGGACAGUCUUGACGUUGGCAUUGAGGAAGUAAGAGAGGAAGAUGCAUCCCUAGUCUUGGUUGAACCGACCCAGCUGCUACCAGAUGUCCCUGUUGUUGCAGGCGGGCAGGUGCUUGAGGUUUUGCAUGCCGACCAUGAUCAGGUGUGGGUAGCUGAUGUAACCGGAGUAGGACCAGGCAUGCACCUCUCUCAACAGAGAGCAGUUUUGGAUGAUCAAGCCAUUCUUAACCGGUUCAAAGACACGUGGUCUCAGCGAUGGAAUCAGAUGGCACAUGUUGCAGAAGGCCAGUGGGAUCAAAUUUUUGCCUUUGCGAGCCGCCAUUUUCGGCCUAUGCAGUGGACGACCGACCCUUGGACUAAGGAUCGAUUUGUCACGGCAGUCAGGCGAAAGAAAUGCCGAGCAGCCAAAGGACCUGAUGGAGUUUCUCAACCGGAUUUACUUGCCUUGCCGUACGAAGCUACCCAGGCUUUUGUGGAUAUGUAUGAUGGAGUUGAAUCUGGUUGCCCAUGGCCACAACAGGUUGCCACAGGUUUUAUCACAAGCUUGGCCAAAGUAGCCACAGCACAGCAGGUGGAUGCUUUUCGUCCGGUUACAGUGUACAGUCUGGUCUACCGUCUUUGGUCGUCUGAACGUGCCAGAGAGGCCUUGCAUCAGGUCUGUCAAUGGAUUCCUGAUAGUGUUCAGGGAGGGUUGCCGGGUCGACAAGCCAAAACCAUUUGGUAUGCUGAAGCUCAAGCUUUGGAGGUGGCACACAUGCAAGGGGCCGAGCUGAAUGGACUUCAGAUGGACAUCCAAAACUGUUUCAAUGCUAUCCCAAGAAUGCCGUUGUGGUGGGUUUUGCGUCAGUUGGAUUUUCCGGAGCAUGUCUUGCGUGCUUGGGUGAGUUUUGUAUCAGGGCAGUCCAGGCGAUUUCGUGUGCGUCGGUCCACUGGGGAAGCAAUCAGUUCUGUUUGUGGAUUGCCUGAGGGCUGUGCGCUGUCGGUUUUUGGUAUGGUGGUGGUGGACUGGAUGCUGGACGUGUGGCUCAGACAGCUGUCUCCUUCUCCAUCCCUUCAGGCGUUUGUGGAUGACUGGAGUGUCAUGUUUCCUGACCAUCAUGAGUUCGAGGCCAUCUGGCAGGCGGUCCAGGCUUUCACCAGCAGUAUGGACUUGACCUUGGACUUGCACAAAACAAAAGUGUGGAGCACAACUACGGAGGCACGAAAGCACUUUAGGGAGGGGCAGUUAGAUGUUGCCUUUGUGUCCAGGGUUUUGGGAGCUCACCAGAACUACACCCGCCAUGCGUGGAAUGCAAUCCUCCAGAAACGUCUUCAGACACUUCCAGGUAUUUGGGUGAAACUUAGAGCCAGCCUGGCGCCGUAUAAAGCCAAGCUUCUUGCCAUUCGCAUGAUGGGGUGGCCAAGGGCUUUUCAUGCAUGUUCGGUUGUUCAGAUCGGGAGUUCCCACUACCAGAAGGCGAGGUCAGGUGCCAUGCAAGGUCUCCGCACCCAGCGGAAAGGUGCCAAUCCAUGUCUCCAUCUGGUCUUGCAGAGUCUUUAUGGUGAUCCCGAAGCUAGGGUCAUUGCUCAGACUUUCCGUGAUGUGCGUGAGUUGGGAGGGGAGCGAGCCGAGUCACUUUUGGCAUUACAUGCUACAGAGCCUGCAGACAUGCCUGGCAAUGGGCCCUCAGCAAUUCUGGCCUCCCGCAUCUCUAGGGUGGGACGGACUGAGUUGCACCGUGCCCUGCGCCCAUAUGGUGACUUGGACUUGGCGCUGUUGCGCUGCCACCUCGAUGGCACACUCUAUACCCAAAAUGGUAGGGCCAAGUUCCAGCAGGGUGUGGAGUCGAAGUGCCCUUGGUGUCAGGAAAAGGAACCGAAGUUGCGUUUUGCAGCAUGGGCAGUGACUUGUGCGACACAGGGGCCGGGAGCCUUGCAGCAUGAAGUGGUGAUGGGGGGGCAUGUUGCUGGCCUCAUCCAGACUGCGUUUCGUGCGGAACUGACUGCGGUUGUUGAAGCUAUGCAAUGGGCGGCCAGCCACAGAGUGCAGGUUCGUAUAUGGUCAGAUUGCUUGGCGGUGGUCCGUGGAUUCAAGCGGCUUUUGCGAGGUUUGGCGGUCAGACCUAACAAAUCCCAUUCAGACUUGUGGCAGCGGAUGGCCUUCCUCCUUCAACAGGGCGAGCCAGGUCAGUUUCAACUGAUCAAGGUAGUCUCUCAUGGAGAUGUGGCCCAAGCCUCAGAUCCACUUGAAGCUUGGGUUUACUGGCACAAUCACUUGGUUGAUCGAGCAGCACAGGUGAUCAAUGAGAAACGGUCAGCGGAGUUUUGGCAAGCACAUCAAGGGAUGGUUGAUGCACUGAGCUUUCACCGGAAGUUGCAUCAGGCCAUCUUACAAGUACAUCUGCGCACUGCACGGAAGGCUGUUAUGGCUCAACAGGUACCGAAGCAGCAGGACGCAGCACCAGACGUAGUUCCAGAGCGCCCUAUGCAGGUUCCGACAGACUGGGUGUUGCCAGAAAAGAUGUUUGCAAGGCAUGGUCGCCUUAAUGUUGAGGCUGUUCAUCAGUGGUGGAGCGAGACUGGCACCCAAGUUCUGGGAGGGAAAGGUCAACUGCAGUUUGUGGCAGGUUUUCAACUGUUUUUGGACUUUUACUUGCCAACCCUUCACCAGGGACCUUGGGUACACAAGAAGCGCUGGUUUUCCGAGGAACAACACGUUCCCAUGGUAGCAAAGAAGCGUUUGGGAGCGCGGGUCAAACAGUUUUUGACGUUGUUUCAGGUUUACUUGCGUCAUCAAGGUGUUACCAAUGUUACCAAAAUGACGCGACCCACUAGCAGUGCUCUUGCCAAGUGGCUUGUCUGCUACAAACUGCGAUAUCCCAAAGACAGACUCCAAAAACUGGAUGAUGUCAUAUUUGAAAUCGCAGGAAAGCAGCUUGCUUGCGCUGCUGAAAUGGCGGCUUUCGAACCCUUUUAG